Messenger RNA from Adineta ricciae, 714 nucleotides. Lineage: Eukaryota; Metazoa; Rotifera; Eurotatoria; Adinetida; Adinetidae. The record is from the annotation of a GenBank genome assembly.
AUGAAUCGUGCUGCAUGUAAAGCACGUAGUUACUUUGCGAUAUGCUUAGCAGCCAUGGCUUCGACAUGUGUUUUCUUAUCAACAUUCGAUCGAUGUUUAUCGACGUCACGAAAUGUGAAUUGGCGCCGGUUGAGUUCUAUUUCUUUCGCGCGACGUAUUUCCGUCCUGACUAUGCUCUUUCUUUUGAUUUCGAGCGGAGUAUGUUUAAUUGCUUAUGAUGUGUUUGAUGGUAUAUGUACAACAAUGUCCGGUUUUGCAACAAUUGCUGUUGUCAGUUAUGCUCUUCUUUUUGUUUCUUUCAUCCCGCAUGGAGGUAUGCUGAUUUGUGGUGUUAUGACUUGGAUUCAUACGCGACGAUGGAGGAACCGUGUCGACAUAGGUAUCGGUGUGAUUCGACAAACACAUGCAACUCAUCGAAUGAACCGACAACUACUCAUUCUCAUAUUCGUACAUGCUUCUAUGUCUAUAAUACUCGAAGUGCAACGUGACAUUGUCGCUACAUAUAAUUUGAUCACUAAUUCGGCGGAGAAAAGUGUGGAACAGAAACAAAUCGAAAAUUUUAUUACACAAAUAGGCCUUCUAUUGUAUUAUGCAAAAUAUGGAAUGGUGUUUUACUUCAAUUAUGCUUGCAGUAGUUUAUUUCGAAAAACGUUUCGACAAUCUGCAAAGUCAGUGAUUAACAAAUGCUUGCAUUUACGAUGUGUUCGAAGCUGA